Messenger RNA from Chelmon rostratus (copperband butterflyfish), 4083 nucleotides. RefSeq names its product SH3-domain GRB2-like 1b (gene sh3gl1b). The coding region runs from base 329 to 1384 and encodes 351 amino acids. Gene Ontology annotation, molecular function: protein binding. The record is from RefSeq and is a predicted model, not a curated record. The transcript is spliced from 9 exons. Gene Ontology annotation, cellular component: cytoplasm; glutamatergic synapse; presynapse. NCBI's taxonomy places the organism in Eukaryota, Metazoa, Chordata, Actinopteri, Chaetodontiformes, Chaetodontidae. Gene Ontology annotation, biological process: synaptic vesicle uncoating.
UCAAAGUGGCUGGUGCAGAUUUGGUGCUCUGUAUAACGUACAAGUUUGACCUAGAUUCUUAGAGUUUCCAGUUCAUGAGAUAAUACAGUUAAUUUCGGUGGAUUUAGCACAGUUCGCUCUGUUAUCUGCUGUGACAGUGGGAAGAAUCACCCUCGACGUGGACGUGGUCAGUUGGCGUGUCCCGACUUGGAGUGACGGCUGUGCAGUCCUAUGAUUCCUCCUAAACAUUUUUGCACUGGCCCGUUUUCUAACAAACUAUAUCGCUAACUUCAUUGUAUCGUGACCUAUUUACACCUUCGUCGGAAGUUGAGGACGGCCGGGGUUCAAGAUGUCUGUAGCGGGCUUGAAGAAACAGUUUUAUAAAGCCAGCCAGAUGGUAAGUGAGAAAGUUGGAGGUGCUGAAGGAACUAAACUAGAUGAUGACUUCAGAGACUUGGAACGGAAAGUAGAUGUGACCAGUAAAGCGGUAGUGGAGGUAAUCUCCAAAACAUCAGAGUACCUUCAGCCCAACCCAGCAUCUCGGGCCAAACUGUCCAUGUUGAACACCAUGUCUAAGAUCCGUGGUCAGGUGAAGAAUCCAGGCUACCCUCAGGCGGAGGGGCUGCUGGGAGAGUGUAUGGGCAAGUAUGGACGGGAACUCGGAGAGGACACUAACUUUGGUGGAGCACUAGUAGAUGUUGGAGAGGCCAUGAAGAGACUGGCAGAAGUCAAAGACUCUCUAGAUAUCGAUGUCAAACAGAACUUCAUUGAUCCAUUGCAAGGGCUGUGUGACAAGGACCUCAGAGAGAUACAGCACCACCUGAAGAAGCUGGAAGGCCGUCGCCUUGACUAUGAUUACAAGAAAAAGCGUCAGGGCAAGAUCCCAGAUGAGGAGGUUCGACAGGCCCUGGAGAAGUUCCAUGAGUCAAAGGAAGUGGCCGAGACGAGCAUGUACAACCUGCUGGAGACUGAUAUAGAGCAGGUGAGCCAGCUCUCGUCUCUGGUGGAGUCCCAGCUGCAGUACCACAGACAGGCUGUGCAGGUGCUGGAGGAGCUUUCUGACAAACUCAGAGACAGGAUGAAUGAUGCUCAGAGUCGGCCUAGACGUGAAUACACACCUAAACCCAAGCCCAUCUUUGACUUCGGAGACGACAACCAUUCAAAUGGCGGCUACUCAACCUCGAUGGCAAUGCCACCUUCACGCAACUCGGCCCCGGAGCAGCCGAGCUGUAAGGCGCUGUACGACUUUGAGCCGGAGAACGAGGGAGAGCUGGGCUUCCACGAGGGCGACAUCAUCACCCUCACCAAUCAGAUCGACGAGAACUGGUACGAAGGGAUGCUGAACGGCCAGUCGGGAUUCUUCCCCCUCAACUAUGUCGAGGUCCUCGUUCCGUUGCCACACUAAUACAAAGAGAGCGAGAGCACCGAGGAGGAGACUGAUGGAGAGGAGGAGGAGAGGGAGAGAGGAAUUAGUAGAGAGGGAGGGAAGUGAAGCCAAGGGAUGGUCCGCAGAAUAUUCAUUUUCACCUUCAGCUCCAGCGUCAUCAUCAACGACGAGCACUUCUUGUCAUCUGGAGCUCUGGAGAAGAUGGUCACAUUUCAAAGUCCAGACCAGAAUAUCAACCUGUUCCACCCACAGGUAAACGGAUGUAAGCUGGACACAAAAUGUCUUUACUCGUUAUCUGGCAGUCACAGACCGUUCUUGAGGACUAACUAAUGAGACAUUUAUGAGCAAUAUUUUUCUUUAACCACAAAUUACUGAUAUAGAAAAGACAAUUCCUAAUGAAUCUGGUGAUUAAGAUGACUGGGGCGACACAUUCAUAUCAUCCUUUUUGUGUGACUGCAGUCGGUUUUAAACUCAGGUUGGUCACCAACAUAACAGUCAGUUUUCAGACCGAAGGCCAACUCAAACCUCACCGUAAACGUCAUGUGCAACUCGACUGAAUUAUUAUCCUCAUUUCAAAGCCGAAAACCUUGUUCGUGCCCCCAUAAGGGCUGGAGCUCAUCUGUUGAUGCCACCUGCUGGCAAGACUGAGAAUUACGUCUACCAAAACUAAAAUGGAACUACACACAGCUAGAAAUGUGAUUUAACAAGUUGGAUCUAAAGAAGAAGAAAGAAAUACUGAAAAGUCGAUAUCUUCAUAUUUUUAAUGAGAAACAGGAGCUGAAAUUAGCCUCAGAUCUGUGAUUUAGAACAUCUUCAGGUUCUCUUUGUAAUGCUCUUUUUAAAGCUCUAUGUCUAAGCUGUGCACUGAUGAUAGCUCCAGAAGUCAACAGGCCUGAUACAGUGGUUUCCUUACGUUGUUUCAGUAUUUGAUUGAUGUUAGUCUCUGCGUACAACGGUAGUUUUAAAAGUAGAACAUCUUUCUGAAUUUGUGAGAAAAUUGCACCUUGGUCCUCAAAUGAGAUUGAUGCUUGUGUGACUGACUUACUCCACCAACACACACAGACCCCAAAGUUAAAUGCAGACGUUGCACCUUUUUGUCACUUAUGGCAGGCGUGUGUUUGUUGUGUAGAGAUGCAGAAUGAUUUGUUGUUAGGUGGUUGUCUGUUCAAUAGAGGAAACAGAGCCAAAACGUUUCUAAAAUGCAAUAAAAACAUAUCGCUCGCUUGUUAAACUGCUAACUAUUCUGUAUCACAGCCAUAUAUUCAUUUAGUUUUGGGUCUGUUUGUCUUCGCAUGUUAAGCCUGUUCUUUUUUUUUUUCGGUCUUUUGAGCCCAGUUUUAGGCGCCCGUUAACUCCAUGCAGUGCCUGAAUAGAUGACGCUGCUGGCAGCGACUCAGUCUUUCAUAUUCAUCACUAACUGUCCCUCUAUUUCUGUCUGCCCUCGCGUCUUUGAGAAUGUGAAACUGCUCUGUGCUUUGAAACGUAUUCUGUAUUCCCCGUGAUUCUGGCGAUUCUCAACGGCUCUGAUUGGAUUUAUUUUUUUCGUACAUGGGGCUGUGGGAUGUAGACAGGUGUCCUUCCUGUUUAAUCUGUUCAGACAAGGCUGGCUUCUUGUUCAGGAUUUAGCCACAGCCCACGCCUGCAGGUGGAGUCUUUUUCAACGUACACUGUACAGUAUGAGGGAAAGACCUGGAGUGAAAGGGAAAACAUCGAGGGAAAAACAAGCUGUUGUCCAUUUUGACUCUUUUGGAGAACUUUUGCUAGCAACGUGAAUCCUUACCAGAUGAAAUCAGCCCAGCUGAUUCUGAAUUGUUUGGUGGGAUAAAUGUUUUAAUUGUGAACGACGAAUGUGUUCUCGUUCACUGUUUGCAGUAUCUUUCUGCUACGUUUCCCCUCUUCUUAUCUGUGUUUGUCCAUCACUCCGCGCUGCCAAACCCUUCCCCCACUCGCGAGUUUGGUCCUUGUCUAAUAUGUUUACAUUUCCGAUCUUACUACAUUUCAGUGCUUGUAUCAAGUUCAGGGCGAAGUUUAAGGACUGUAGGUUGUGCUGUCUGGAUCACACUGUUAUAAAAACAAAAGUCCUUGAUAGCUUUGUUUUAGUGCCUUUGAUAAAGAAAGGAGGGGAAGUACUGCAACUAAUACAGCAACCAAAACCUAAUCCAGCUACUUAAGAGAAUGGUUAAGAAUUUCUUCUCUACUUUUGGUUUUAUUUCUAGCCGUUGGCACUUUCCUGUGUAAAGAGAAAUGCAUGUGUGCACGUUUCCAGCACAUUUCUGACACUACAAGCAGUUUCCUGGACAUGUGUUGUUUGUUAAUGUGAGGUUCAUCAGCAGACCACAAGGGGAAACUGUAUUUUUAUGUAGAUUUUAAUUCAUGUUUGAAAAAAAAAAAUGUCCCACUGAUUUCUUUUUUUUAAAGGGCUAUGUAUUUGUUUAAUCAGUCUUAAAUGCUCCUUUGAACAGCAUUAAAUCAUUCGGGCUCUCGAUAGUAUUAUUUUUUUUAUAUACAAGACCUUAAAACAUUUAAAUUAAUCUUUGCAUGUAGUCCUAUAUUACACCUUGUAAAUGUAAGUCUUAGAUUUAAGUUGCCUUUUUACUUUUGGUAUGAGUACAGAAUUUAACCGCAAUAUUUUGUCUUUUAUUAUCAAAGUCUUUGUACGUGCUUCUUUCUUGUCCCCCACCUCCCCCUUCUUACAAUAAAUAAAAGAGAAAAAUGUG